UCUCUCCACCGCAAAAUGCCAAGCACCGAAGUACAGUUCUAGCUACGUGACAGCCAGCACUACACACACCAUCCCUUGUCGACACAAAGACAGUUUGUUUGUAACAGGACAGAAGCCAAGAAGAAAGAAAUGGCGUCGACGGUGGCAAGCCUCUCAAUUCCGGCGACCACCUUCGCGGCGGCGGCGGCCGGCGAUGUGCUCCCAAGGAGGAAGGCCGCCGCCACCGGCCGCGUCUGGUUCCCCGUGGCGCGGCGCGGCGGAGGAUUCGCCGUGAGGUCGACCGGGCCGGCCACGCCGUCGAACAUCUCCGACAAGCUGUCGGAGAGCAUCAAGGAGGCGGAGGAGACGUGCGCGGACGAGAAGGGCACCGCGGAGUGCGCGGCGGCAUGGGACAAUGUGGAGGAGAUCAGCGCCGCGGCGAGCCACGCCCGCGACAACCUCAAGGAGAACAGCGACCCGCUGGAGAAGUACUGCAAGGAGAACCCGGAGACCGACGAGUGCCGCAUCUACGACAACUAAUAAUAAGCGCGUGUGUACAAGUAAUUAAUCGAUCACACGUGUUAUUAGUUUGUUAAUGAAUCAAACGUGUUGAGUUAUUAGUUUGUUAUUAUGUAUAGGCGACAUAAAAGGAAUUGAAGGUUGUGUGGGACAUAAGAAUAAUACUCGGGGAGGAGGAAUGAUGAACACUUGUAUGAAACUACUUGAAUGUAUGGCUAUAUCAUCAUUCAUACUAGGAUGACAAGGGCCUCCCCGGUAUGAAAUUGGGAUGGUAUACUAGUAUUUUUUUGGAUUACUUUCUUGUGGCCAAGCGUGUUUAAAGUUUGGGAUGGACUGACAAAUACUUUGCAUUGUUAAGAAUC
This is a messenger RNA of Sorghum bicolor (sorghum), 860 nucleotides long. RefSeq names its product calvin cycle protein CP12-1, chloroplastic. Gene Ontology annotation, cellular component: chloroplast. The record is from RefSeq and is a predicted model, not a curated record. The transcript has a single exon. NCBI's taxonomy places the organism in Eukaryota, Viridiplantae, Streptophyta, Magnoliopsida, Poales, Poaceae. Gene Ontology annotation, biological process: negative regulation of reductive pentose-phosphate cycle. Bases 130 to 519 code for a protein of 129 amino acids.